Molecule: messenger RNA, 3609 nt
Organism: Miscanthus lutarioriparius
Lineage: Eukaryota; Viridiplantae; Streptophyta; Magnoliopsida; Poales; Poaceae
Source: the annotation of a GenBank genome assembly
AUGACGCCAGUUGAGAGCCCGCAGAACGACCUCCGGAGGCUGCAGAGAGGUGGUGGCAUCGAGCGAAAGAACACCACGCCCAGGCGACGACCUGAUGGCGAUGAUCUUUGUGCAAUAUGUGACGAUGGUGGUGAUAGGUCCUUCCACCUAACUGAUGGAAACAGUGAAAGAUCGAGGUGCAGAGAAAUCCUUAGGUUAAGUGCUGAACAGGCAAAGAUGAUCCUUGCUGUUGAUAAAGAUUUUAUAUGCAAGAACUGCAAGUAUCAGGAACAUCAGUGUUUUGCUUGUGGAAAAUUGGGGUCUUCAGACUUGUCAUCAGAAGCUGAGGUGUUCCAAUGUGAGGUUGAUGAUUGUGGGCACUUUUACCACCCUAAGUGUGUUGCUAAACUGCUCUAUCCAGAUAGCGAAGACAAGGCCACACUUUUUGAGGUCCAAGUUGCUGUUGCCAGAGAAAAAUCCACUUGUCCUAUGCAUGAAUGUAUUCUGUGCAAGGGAGGAGAGAAUAAGAAUGAUAGGAAUAUGCAAUUUGCAGUAUGCAGACGCUGCCCAACUACAUACCACUGGAUGUGCUUGCCAAGCUGUCCUUCAAGGAGGCGCUGUUGGGUGGCUCCUCUGCGUCUGCGACGCCUUCACAUGGCCCCAUGGGCCGGUCACCCUCGUCGUCCUCGCCGCCGGUGGCUCCUGAUGCGGCUCCGACUCGGAUCGUCCUCCGUCUUGAGGAUCGGGCGGUGGCGAGUGCUGGCAAGCGCUCGGACGCGGACGGCUGGUGGACUGCGGAAGGCCGGCGCGCUAGAGGUGCUCGGCGCCGGAAGGCGCGCCUGUCGUGGCGGCCGGUUCCGUCGGACCUGCAAGAGAGGUGUUUCAACUGUUUUUCUCGACAUCAUCGCGUGGCGAGCUGUCGGUCUGCACCCCGCUGCUUCCACUGCCGGUCUCUGGGGCAUCGUCUCUAUGCCCGUCCUGCUCGCUGGGGAUUCUGAUGGAGAACCCGGGGACCCUCUUCCUUUGCCUUCGAGUGGUGAUGAUGAAUCUCUAGAGGCCCAGGUCGUGAAGCCUAGACGAGUGAUCGACAGGUCUGCUUCCAUUGCCCAUAGGGAGGUGGCUCUUGGGCGAGCGCUGGUUGUUACCGUGAUCGGCGACUGCCGUGAUGGUUUGGAAACCCCCAUUAGGGAGCUGAUUGCCAGCCAGUUCAAGCUCGCGGUGGAGUACUCUCUCUGCUUCGUUCUGGGCCAGCUAGUUUCAUUUUGGUUCUGGCGGAUGAGGACACGGCAACAAGAGUACAAUGGCGGGCGGCCAAUCAUCGGCCAAAGCUUCCGUCUUCAUACCAUGCGCUGGUCGCGUUUCAUGCAUUCUUCGGCAUCUACGUUGCCUUCGGCUGUCGACAUUGAGCUGCGAGGGAUCCCGGCCCAUGCUUUGGAGCUGGCCACGACGAAGCAAUUGCUAAAUGAGUUCUGCUGGGUCGGCGGCGUUCAUCCGGCCAAUGCGGACAGGCGUGACGUGGUCAAGGUGGCUGCUUUGUGUUCGGAGCCCUCGCGGAUCCCCUCCGAGAUGGAUCUUGACAUCAUUGAACCUCCACUGGCUGAUGACAUCUCCGGCCCGGCGAAGCGUGUGCUGCGCAACCACAACCUAGCGCCUGGCAAUAUUGACCCAAUUAUGGAGUGCUUCCGGGAUAGCUCCAUCUCCUUCCUUGAGCUGGCGGUUCGGUCUUGCGACGACGGCGACGACGGGCUGCUGCCUGCUGACCGAGGCUCCAUCGACUCCGGGAGGGCCUCUCCUGGCCAGAAGCUCGCCAAGGUGUGCAAGCCGGUGGAUAGGAUUCUCCCACUGCCCGUGGUCCAGAAGAGGAGAAGGAAGGCCGCCCCUCCGGGGUCCCUGCCGCGCCGCAGCCGGAGGGUCGACAGGGCCAGGCCGUGUUCUCCAGGCCCGGUGCUCUCGGAGGCGCAGAAGCGGGUCGGUUCUUCUAUUCGUGUAACAAUGAAUCCAGCUGCUAUUUUGAUAUGGAAUGCGCGAGGCCUCAACAAGAAGGAUCGCAGAAAUUCUGUCAGAGAAGUCAUUCUUUAUAGUAAUGCGGACAUUGUCUGUCUUCAAGAAACUAAGGUCGCAAACAUGAAUCAACGUUUAUUCUUAUCAGUUUUUGGCUCAGCUUUUGACAAGUUCCUUGCACUCCCAGCCAAUGGUACACGUGGAGGGGUUUUGAUAGCUUGGAAGAGCAGUUCAUGUCAGGCACUUGCAACCAGGGUAGAUACAUAUUCAGUCUCUGUCCUGUUCUCUGAACAAGAGGGUCGCAACUGGUGGUUCACCGGUGUUUAUGGGCCACAAGCAGAUGAUGAGAAAGUGUUGUUCUUGCAAGAACUCAGGAACAUCCGUGCUCUGUGCAAUGGGCCCUGGCUUGUUGCAGGAGAUUUUAAUUUAAUUUAUCAAGCUGCGGACAAGAAUAACACAAACUUAGACAGAGCAAUGAUGGGAAGAUUCAGGAGAUUUCUGGAUGAUGUCGAGGUCAAGGAGAUUCCUCUGUUGGGUCGCAAAUAUACAUGGUCUAAUGAGAGGCAGUCUCCGACUCUUGUGAGAUUAGAUCGUGCCUUCUGUUGUAUGGAUUGGGAAGGCAUCUUCCCUGAUUCAGUUCUGCAGAGCUCAGCUGCUGGGGUCUCUGAUCACUGCCCGCUUAUCCUAGGCCUGAAAGUAAGCACCAAUGGCAAACGACGGUUUCAUUUUGAAAGUUUCUGGACCAAGGUCCCGGGAUUCUUGGAUGCGGUCAAGCAGAAUUGGGAGGCUCCGGUACAAGCUAAUUGUGCCGUUGAGCGCCUAUUUCUAAAGUUGCAGCGGCUUAGCAAGGCUCUUCAAAAGUGGGGUCAGCGUAAGGUGGGGAACAUCAAAGUCCAGCUUGGAAUGGCCAAGGAGGUUCUCCAUCGGUUGGAAACCGAGAGAGAUUCCAGGGAGCUCUCUGACAGUGAGGAGUGGCUGCGCAGAAAGCUCAAGCUCCACUGCCUCGGGUUGGCCUCUUUGGAAAGAACUGUCGCUAGACUGCGCUCUAGAAUUUUGUAUCUCCAGGAGGGUGAUGCUAAUACCGCCUUUUUCCACCAGCAAACUCGGUUCAGAAAAAAGAAAAAUUUCAUCCCUAAGCUGCAGGUUGGGAAUCGGUUGGUUGUCUCUCAAGAAGAGAAACAGGCGGCUGUGCUUGACUUGUAUGAGAAUGUUCUUGGGAAGGCAGAAGAGAGGGAUUUUUCUAUUGAUCUUGAGGAAUUGGGCGUUCAGCAACACGAACUUUCCUUGCUGGAUGAUCCAUUCUCCGAGGAAGAGGUCUGGGCUACUACUAUUAAAGACUUGCCUUUGGAUAAGGCCCCGGGUCCGGAUGGGUUUACGGGCCGCUUCUAUAAAACCUGCUGGAGCAUUAUCAAAGGUGACUUGCUAAUGGCCCUGGAUGCCAUUUAUAGGGGCCAUGUUUUCAAUUUCCGACUUCUGAACACAGCCUUUAUUACCUUGCUGCCUAAGAAGAUAGAGGCGGUGGAGGUAAAGGAUUUUCGGCCGAUAAGCUUAAUACACAGUUUUGCUAAGCUGGUGACUAAGGUCAUGGCUAACCGUUUGGCUCCUUUGUUGCCCACUCGUCUCAGCUAG